This is a messenger RNA of Cryptomeria japonica (Japanese cedar), 3991 nucleotides long. Its product is annotated as pentatricopeptide repeat-containing protein At2g13600. The transcript is spliced from 2 exons. NCBI's taxonomy places the organism in Eukaryota, Viridiplantae, Streptophyta, Pinopsida, Cupressales, Cupressaceae. Bases 231 to 3023 code for a protein of 930 amino acids. Gene Ontology annotation, biological process: RNA modification. Gene Ontology annotation, molecular function: RNA binding; protein binding. The record is from RefSeq and is a predicted model, not a curated record.
AAUUUACAUAUUUUUAAAAUUUAGAUAUUUUAUUUUAUGGCCGAGUUCCUCUGCCGACUAAUUUUAACGCAGUGCAAUCCUCGAAUGUACAGGACUAGCAAAUCGAGUCUCAGUACUAUUAUUGAGAGUGCACAUUCCGCAUACUUCAAUUAUACUUAUACAAAAGCCAAUGCCAUCCACAGCCCAUCUCAAUCUUAAUCUCACGGCAUUCUGUAGAAAGAGUCGGUUGAAUGAGGCGCUACACUUACUGCUUACAAUACACAACACCUCUUGUACAUUCCUCUGUAUAUCUUCAACUAUUGCAGACCUGCAUUGCCAAGAAUGCGCUUUCACAAGGUAAACAAGCCUACUCUGUCAUCAGUUAUAGGGGAUUUGCAUUUGCUACAGUUGCCUUUUUUCAAAAUAAGCUUAUCGACAUGUAUGCCAAAUGCGGGAGUUUGUUGGAUGCUCGUCAAGUUUUCGACGACACGAAAGAAGGAGACUGCUUCUCAUGGAACGCCAUCAUUGCAGCUUAUCGAAGACAUGGGUAUGAACAAGAUGCAUUGACACUGUUUCAGCAAAUGCAACGAAUAGGUGUCCAACCCGACAGGUUCAUCUUUUCCAGCAUAAUCCAAACCUGUGCCAAAACAAGAGCUCUGGAACAGGGUAUAGGUAUCCAUCAAAGCGUAAUAGAAAGAGGGUUGUUAUCAGAUGUCGUAGUUGGAAGUGCCGUGGUAGACAUGUAUGCUAAAUGUGGAAGCAUACUGAAGGCGCGUGAAGUGUUUGACAAAAUGCCUCAAAGAAAUGUUAUUUCAUGGAAUGCUAUGAUCUCAGGAUACGCACAAAAUGGUAUUCUUAAUGAGGCUUGGAGGCUUUUCAAACUUAUGCCUCAGAAAAAUUUGGCCUCAUGGAAUGCAAUGAUUGCAGGGUAUGCACACCAGGGUUUUGAUGAAGAAGCCUUGGAGACUUUUGAACAUAUGGAGUUGGCGGGCUUAGAGCCGAACUCCACAACCUUUGGCAGCAUCCUUCCAGUCUGCGCUAAAUUAGGAGCUUUGGAACAGGGUAUGGAUAUCCAUAAAAGCAUAAUUGAAAGUGGAUUGUUGUCAAAUGUUGUUGUUGGAAGUGCCCUGAUAAACAUGUAUUCAGAAUGUGGAUGCAUAGACAAGGCUUGUGAAGUGUUUGGCAAAAUGCCUCAGAGAAAUGUGGUCUCAUGGACUUCAAUGCUUGCAGGAUAUGCACAAAAUGGUGAUCUUGAUGCGGCUUUGAGUCUUUUCAAACAAAUGCCUCAAAGAAAUGUGGUCUCAUGGACUACCAUGAUGGCAGGGUAUGUAGAAAAAGGGUUUAAUGAAAAGGCUUUGGAAACUUUUCUUCAAAUGCAAUUGGCUGGUGUAAAGCCAAACUCCACAACAUUUGCCAGCAUCCUUCCUGCCUGCACUAAUAUGGGAGCUUUAGAACAGGGUAUGGGUAUCCAUGCUAGGAUAGUCAAAAGUAGAUUUUUGACCGAUUUGGUAGUUGUGAGUUCCCUAAUCGACAUGUAUGGAAAAUGUGGUAGCAUAAGGAAGGCAAGUGAACUUUUUGAUAAAAUGCCACAGCGUAAUGUGGUUUCGUGGACUGCAAUGAUCAUGGGAUAUGCACAAAACGGUUUUUUUGAAGAAGCCUUAGAAACUUUUAAACAAAUGUUUUUGGCAGGUGUAAAGCCAAAUCCCACUACCUUUUCCAGCACCCUACCGGCUUGUGCCAAAAUGGGAGCUUUGGAACUUGGUAAGGCUAUUCAUCAAAGUGUAAUUGUAAGUGGUUUUUUGUCAGAAGUCGCAGUUGUCAAUGCACUGAUAGACAUGUAUGCAAAAUCUGGAAGCAUACAGCAGGCUUGCGAACUAUUUGAUAAAAUGUCUCAAAGAGAUGCAGUAUCGUGGAAUGUGAUGCUUGCAGGGUAUGCACAAAAUGGUAUUCUUGCCAAAGCUUUAAAUAUUUUCAAAGAAAUGCCUCAAAGAAAUGUGGUUUCAUGGACUGUGAUGAUUGCAGGGUAUGUCCAAAACGGGUUUGUCGAAGAGGCCUUGGAAACUUAUAAGCAAAUGCAAUUGGCUGGUGUAAAGCCAAACUCCACGACAUUUGCUAGCAUCCUCCCAGGCUGCGCAAAAAUUGGAGCUUUGGAACAGGGUAUUGACAUCCAUCAAAGCAUAAUCGAAAGUGAAUUUAGUUCAGAUGUCAUAGUUGUGAAUGCCCUGAUAGACAUGUAUGCAAAAUGUGGAAGCAUACAAAAGGCACGUGAGCUGUUUGACAAAAUGUCUAAUCGAGAUGUAAUCUCAUGGAAUACAAUGAUCACAGGAUAUGCUCAAAAUGGCUUUUGCAAGGAUGCUCUCAAACUCUUUGAACUAAUGAAGCACUGUGGAAAGUUUCCUAACCAUAUAAGCUUUGCUAGUGUUUUAUUUGCAUGCAGCCAUGCGGGUUUUAUGGGCGAGGGCUGCAAAUAUUUAAAAGAGAUGAGCGACUCUUAUUGCAUUACACCUACGAUUGAUCAUUAUGUGUGCAUGGUUGACCUUUUUGGCCGUGCUGGUUAUCUUGAGGAAACUCUAAACCUUAUCAUCAAAAUGCCAGUCAAACCUGUGGUGUUUGUGUGGAUGUGUUUGCUUAGUGCCUGUAGGACACAUAAGAAUAUAGGGUUAGGAGUAUUUGCAUCAACUCACCUUCUUGAGCUGGAUCCUAAAAAGUCUGCAACUUAUGUUCUUCUGUCAAACAUGUAUGCAGAAGGGGGCAGGUGGGGUGAGGUUCAAAAGGUAAGGAGAUUGAUGAAAGAUGGAGGAAUUGAAAAGACACCUGGAUGCACUUGGAUUGAAGUACAUAAAACAGUACAUGCUUUUUGUGUAGGAGACAGAUAUCAUCUAUGGACACAGGAGAUUGGUGCAAAUUCAGAGAAAUUCUCUUGGGAGAUGAAGGAAGAAGGGAAUUUUUCUGAUUGUAGAAAUUUUUUGAAUGAUGUGGACAAGGAGGAAAAGAAUGUAUUCCUGUGCCACCAUAGUGAGAUGGCAAUCGCAUUUGGACUGUAAAACACACAUUCUGGAACAACUAUUAGAGUUGUCAAGAAUCUUUUAGCAUCUGUUGAUAGCCAGACUGCAACCAAGUUUGUCUUCAAGACUGUUAUGUGAACUGGUUUCAUCAUUUUAAACAAGGCAAAUGUCCUUGCAGUGAUUAUAGGUAAUGCUAAAUGAAGCAAUCUUUAUACGUAGGCUUGCACUAAAAUAAGGUGCAGUAUGUCAGACCUGCUCUGAUAAACAGGAAUCAGUUUUCAUUCUCAGUUUCUAGAAAUUGCUUUUGGAGCUCUAGAUCAGCCUCUUGACUUAUAAAAUCAGUUGGAAUAUGUGACAUGCAUCAUUGUGUGAAUAUGCUAAUUGGAUAUCUGUACAAACCCUAUUUAAUAAUACCAUGAAGGUGUUCUGACAUUGCACUGUAUAUCAGGAACUCUGCACGGCUCUGGUAGGGAAGUCUAGAGGAGGGAAUGGAAAAUAGAAAAAGUAAAAGGAGAGGAACAUUUGACAGAAAUUGAAAGAUGCUUGGCCAGCAGGAAUUAUGAGGGAAGGACUUGCAAUCAUUCCAAUGCUUGGGGAUAAUGGGGAGAGCAUCUCGUGAUGAGCCUAACAUCAUGUACGCAAAAUAUGGCAACAGUUGUUACUAAUAGAAGGGCAUGCAACGGUGUAAUUACUUACCUUUACCUCCAUCUUUAUCUGCAAUUGGAGAUAUCUGCAACCUGCAGAAAUUAACAAUGGCCACCAUAUCCAGUUACAGUUAAAGCAAGAAAAAUUCAUCAUCUCAGAAUAGCGAAUUUUCCAACUCUCUCCUCGUGCAGUUUUAAGAGUAAUUUGCAUCAUCAAAUCUUAAAGUUCAUUCAGUCAUUUCCUGAGGCCUCGAAGAUACUGUAAUCUUUUAUACUAUUUAUAAUUUAUAUUUGAACCCACACAACUACAGCUAGAUGCUGUAGCUAAGUUUAGCUGAUGUAAUGAAACAAUUUGCAGAUAUA